CUUACACCUGCAUAUUUCGUCGUUAUACUGAUAGCUAUAUUGAAUUUUACCUGGCACGAUCAUGUCUCAGCACUUCUCCCCUUUGAGCAUCCAAGUGUUAAGUGUCCCAAAUAUUGGUGGACUAAUAUACUUUACAUAAACAACUUCUACCAUUGGAAUAACAUAUGUCUCAUUUGGAGUUGGUACCUACCCAACGAUAUGCAGUUCUUCGUAUUUGGUACUUUUCUCCUAAUAUUAUCGAUCACGCAUUACAAUAUUGCCAUUGGCUUAGGCGCUUUUAGCUUAGUUUCAUCGAUAUUAUCAGUCGCUUACAAGGGAUACACCUAUAAUUACCAGCCUUCGAUUGACGAAUUAUAUAACACGGGGACAUAUCUUUAUAUACGACCGUGGUGUAGAAUACCGCCUUAUCUCAUAGGAAUGGCUACAUGUCAACUUCUUACAAAAUGCAAUUUCAAAUUAAAUUUAUCAAAAAAAACCUUAAUCAUUGGAUGGAUCUUGGCAUCUUUGUGUAAUGGUACGAUUCUCUUCGGACUUGAUAACAAGAACAUACCCUUAAGUCUAUCCAUUCUUUAUUUGGCCCUCAGUAGAACAGGCUGGGCCUUAGGUAUCGCCUGGGUGGUAAUUGUAUGCACCACGAACCAUGCCGGUAUCGUGAAGAAAAUCUUAUCGCUAGAUGUUUUUCUUGUUUUGAGUAAGUUAACGUAUGGUGCUUAUCUUCUGAAUCCUAUCUUAAUACUUUCGGCUUUUUCUUCGAGUUAUUAUCCUUUCUACGUUGAUAACGUUACCAUUGGUACCAUGUUUGUUGCAAUGGCUGUUUGUAGUUUUAGUGCCUCUAUUCUCUUAUGUGCAACAACCGAAAUGCCGUUUACGUCACUAUUGCGAUUGUAUAAUAGUGCACGAAGAAAAGCGACAUAAUUCUUCCUGAAUUCUUGGCGUUCGUUGCAGAUGUAUUUAUGAUGUUAUGAUUAUAACAAACGUAUAACAAUCUACGGGAAAUAUACCUGUCCCAUGUACCUGUUAAAUAAAGAUAUGUUAAAUAUACAAGCGAAACGAAAAUCGUGAUUAGAAAGUGUGCGUUAAGCUCAAACGCAUUGAUAACAUGUCGACUUAUUCGACACACGCAGUCGAUGAACUACAAAAAUACCGGGUAUCUAUUCGCGUCGCUGUAAUGUUCGUCAGUAUGAUCGUUCCUUUAAAAUGCGUUUUUAGAGUUACACAUCACUUUCGUUGCCAUGCAUGAAAUUUAUGGGUACAACUAAGUUAUACCCUCUUUACAUAAGCACUUACAUAAGCACUGAAAAAACCUUUGACGAUUUUGUAAUAUGGAUGUAAUAUUAGCAUGGCAAGAAAUGUUAGUUGUAAGAAGUUAUGAAUAUUAAAGAAAUGUUAGAAAUAAGGCAUAA
Messenger RNA from Bombus pyrosoma, 1403 nucleotides. RefSeq names its product nose resistant to fluoxetine protein 6-like. The record is from RefSeq and is a predicted model, not a curated record. The coding region runs from base 199 to 915 and encodes 238 amino acids. The transcript is spliced from 7 exons. Lineage: Eukaryota; Metazoa; Arthropoda; Insecta; Hymenoptera; Apidae.